Molecule: messenger RNA, 324 nt
Organism: Striga asiatica
Lineage: Eukaryota; Viridiplantae; Streptophyta; Magnoliopsida; Lamiales; Orobanchaceae
Source: the annotation of a GenBank genome assembly
AGGCACUGGAAGCUCCAUUUUAAUAAUCCCCCUCAAAUUCUUCUCCCCGAAACCCUAAUUCCCCCACAAAUUACGAACCCCCAAAUUCUCAUCCGGCGAGACUCCCUCAGCCCCCGCCGCCGCGGUAGCAAGAAAUCCCACCCCACCGCGUUGACACCUCCGUCUUCUUCAUCCAAGAAGAACCCAAGCGGCCCACCAAAGCAAACGAAGCCCCGAGCACCCCCGCUGUUCAAUGAAUUUGGAACUGAUGGCGGGCCAGCAACAAAGCAUUUGAGGCCUAAAUUCAGUGUCCAACGCAGACUGGACUGCACGUGCCUUAUGUUC